Messenger RNA from Lodderomyces beijingensis, 1203 nucleotides. The record is from the annotation of a GenBank genome assembly. Lineage: Eukaryota; Fungi; Ascomycota; Pichiomycetes; Serinales; Debaryomycetaceae.
AUGGCACCAUUGGAGAACCCCAACUUGGAAGGGUACCACAUUGCCCGUCAAAUGUGGAUGAUGUACUACAACCCCAAAGCUGGCACAUACAUAGCCAAGCAAAAAUGCAGCGGAUGCUACAACGACGACAAGUUUGUCAUUUGGGCCGUCUCGGUCGCAGAUCAAGCCAUUGUCGACGCUGCAAGAAUCUACCCCGAGUUCAAACCCUUGAUCCAGCCCGCUAUUGCCAUCUACCAGAAAUACAAGAAUAAAACCUACAAGGGCUACACUGCUGCUGAAAACAGCGGCAACGACAAGGAUAUCUACUACGAUGACGAUGCCCAAGUGUGCAGCUCGAUGAUCACGGCGUACGAAGUCACUGGCGACAAAACUUAUUUGGACCAAGGCCGGGAGUUGGUGAGAUUCUUGAUGGGCGGCUGGAACGAUAACCCGCUGGCUGUCACCAAGGGUGGCAUGCACUGGCACGUGAGCAAGACAUUGUUGAACUCGUGCACCACUGCCGAAGUAGCCAAAUGCUGCUUGCAGAUCUCGAAAUUCAUCCCUGAUGAAGCUCGGAUUUACGUUGAUUUCGCCGCUAAGUGCAUCGACUGGCAGAUUAAAGUGUUGCAGGACCCAGAGGACAAGUUGAUCCGGGAUGGUGUCGGUGAAGAUAGUCAUAACGUCGAUGAUGCCAAGUGGUCCUAUAACACGGGCACCACCUUGUCUGCCGCGUCGGAAUUGUACCACAUCACCAAGGACCAGAAAUGGUUAAAGAUCGCCAACGAGUUAGCUGAGGCUGCAAUCAACCCAAACUCUUUCUUUUACGAUCGUGAUUUCCCCAAUGAAAAGAGAUACUGGAGGGACUCAUCGUAUUUCGUCCAGUUGUUGAUCGAGGGUUUAGCGGACUACUUGCUUUAUGUAGCGGAAGACGUGCCACAGGGCGUGGCGCAACGGAUCCACGACGAAGUGAGAAGACACUUGAUUAUAUUCUACGAGUUUAUGAAGGAUCCCAAAGAUGGCGGAUACAUCCAAAGUUUCGAGCCUCAUAAUACCUACAAGGAAGUUUACGACCAGAAAUAUCACCAAUGGUUCGGCGAGGGCAAGGGCUGGGGGUUGAAGGAUGAAGAUAAGGAUGGCGCGGGACAUCCACAAAAGUGUCUUAUGGGUAUGGGUGCUGCUGCUAGAGUGUUUUUCCAAGGUGCCAGAAUUGUCCCCAAAAUCUAG